GGAACCCCCCCGGCGGCCCUGGCACGCGCUCCUCGGCACCCACAAGGGCGUUCAGCAGCGCGCCUCCCCUUCCCGCCGCCCCCCUCCUCCUCCGGCUGCUACAGGCGAGGACACGUCAGGGGACAUAAAUAAAUAAAUAAUUCCAUUCACCGGGUGACAGCGGGGCGAACCGGCUGCGAUUGGGCGGGGGAGGACCAGGAGCUGCAGCACCCACCCUGUGCCAGAGAUCAGAUAAAGGGAGUGUGCUCCUUCUCUGAAGAUUAUCUUUGCAACUGAAUGGAUUUCUACUUUUUGAGAGAGGAGAUUAAGUUUCCAUGUUUUAUACACUUUGAACAGAUCCACUCAUACCCAGAAACCCAAUAAUAUGACUUCAUGGUCCUUGAGAGUAGAGUCCAUAUCUGAUUCAUCUGGGAAGCCAGGUUACUGAACUGGGCAGAGGUAAAAGCAGAAACUCAGAAGUCUGGCCUGUCCGGGUUCUGAUCUCAGCUCUGCCACUUAAGCAUUAAGGGAGUCAGUCUUAAGAUGCAAUGCUUUCCUGUGAAGCCUUAGAUCAAGAGAUUCUGGGAAACCAAGAACUCUAGGACACUGAGCCAAUAGAGCUACUUUGUGAGUACCUUCAAUAACGCAGACUCUGUCUACCUCUCUUCCCUUGCUUUGCCUUCAAAUAUUGCACUUCAGCACAGAGUGACUAGGCUUAAAGAUUCCACAAAAAACCCAAAGAAAUCUGUUCAAGAAGUCAUCUGUCAACAGGUUACUUGAAUUUGAAAUACAGGAGCAGAAAUGCCACCAAUGCCAAGUUCCCCACCUCUACACCCACCUCCUGAUGGAGGAUGGGGUUGGGUUGUGGUUGGAGCAUCUUUUAUCUCCAUUGGAUUUUCGUAUGCAUUCCCCAAAGCCGUCACAGUAUUCUUCAAAGAAAUUCAGCAAAUAUUCCACACCACGUACAGUGAAAUAGCAUGGAUAUCAUCCAUUAUGCUGGCUGUUAUGUAUGCAGGAGGUCCCCUCAGCAGUGUUUUGGUGAAUAAAUAUGGCAGCCGACCAGUGGUGAUAGUAGGGGGUUUACUAUGCUGUUUGGGAAUGGUCUUGGCUUCUUUCAGCACCAGUGUAGUAGAGCUUUACCUCACUGUGGGCUUCAUUGGAGGUUUAGGUUUAGCCUUCAACCUGCAACCGGCCUUAACAAUAAUUGGCAAGUACUUCUAUAAGAAACGACCCAUAGCGAAUGGAUUGGCCAUGGCAGGGAGUCCUGUUUUCUUAAGUACAUUGGCCCCUUUCAAUCAGUACCUUUUUAAUUCUUACGGCUGGAAAGGAAGCUUCUUGAUUUUAGGAGGUAUAUUUUUGAAUGCCUGCGUGGCUGGGGCCCUCAUGAGACCCCUUGGACCCAAACAAACUGCUUCUCAGUCUAAAACUCAGAUUGGUAUAAGAGUAGAAGACACAGAGUCAAAGAAAAUGCAACAGAAGAAAUCAACAUGGAAUAAAAUUAAUAAAUAUUUAGAUUUCUCCCUUUUUAAGCAUAGAGGAUUUCUGAUCUACCUAUCUGGAAACGUCAUCAUGUUUCUGGGUUUUUUUGCCCCUAUCAUCUUCUUGGCUCCCUAUGCUAAAGACAGGGGAAUAGAUGAGUAUUCUGCAGCUUUCUUGCUGUCUGUGAUGGCUUUUGUCGAUAUGUUUGCUAGACCUUGUGGAGGAUUAAUUGCAAACUCCAAACUUAUUCGCCCCCGAAUCCAGUACUUCUUCAGUUUUGCGGUCAUGUUUACUGGAGUGUGUCAUCUCUUGUGCCCCCUGGCACAGAGCUACACCAGCCUGGUAGUAUAUGCUGUAUUUUUUGGCUAUGGAUUUGGGAGUGUUAGCAGUGUCCUCUUUGAAACUCUCAUGGACCUUGUUGGUGCUCCAAGGUUUUCCAGUGCUGUGGGACUUGUCACCAUUGUGGAGUGUGGCCCAGUUCUUCUUGGCCCUCCUAUUGCUGGUAAACUGGUGGAUGUAACUGGAGAUUAUAAAUACAUGUAUUUAGCCAGUGGGGCUAUUGUGGUAGCCUCAAGUAUAUGGCUGCUCAUUGGUAAUGCUAUAAACUAUAGAUUGCUUGCAAAGGAAAGAAAGAAGAAUGAAGCAAUGAAGAAACAAAUGAAUACACAGGAGUUCAGAGAAUCAGAACCCUUGAGCAAUGCUAAACAGGAUGAAGUUACUGUCAAAGUCCCAAAAGGAGAGAAUACACCCUCAGAAAGAGAAACUAAUAUCUAACAAGAAUCACAUCUCUGAGUUCAGUGUUAUGAAUUUACUUAGAAGUUUUCUCCUGUUUUUUAAAGUAUUGAAAAAGUUUUUAGUUGAAACAAGCAGCCACAGCUAAAAAUGGAAAUGAGAUUUUACUCAAGGGCAAAUUGUAAACUAGUUCUUAAAAAUUUGUUUGGGUGGUUAAGUUUUGAGGUUAUGCAUACAAAAAACCCAUGCAAUGAGUUUAUUUCCAUAAUCGACUCAGAAUGUGGUGGUUGAAAUACGAAUUUUAAAGUCUUCCAGGGACUUCUAGUCUCCAUUAUAGAAUGAAAUCUAAAUCUCAAACCCUGAUCUAAUUAGUGAAAAAGAGUAUGUUUAAUUUCAUUAAAAGGUCUCUUCACAUUUCAUUUUUAUUUGAUAUUAAAAUUUGAAAUAGAUUUGAAGGAAAAUUAUCUCUCUCCUCACAUACACCCACACAGACACACACACACAGACAGACACACACACAUACAUAAACAUAUACACUCAUGUACAUACCAACAUGAACAGAGUAUCUGGAGAACAAAAGAAAAUAAAUACAUUUGAAAAGGAUAUUAUCGUAGUCAUUUAUUUAUUUUUUAAAAUAAAGAAAAUCCAUGGAAACAAAAGAAAUGUAUAUUUGCAUGCCAUUUUACAAUGUGGAUUUUAAAGAUAGGCACAUAGAUAAAAAUGAGGAUGGUCUUAAUUCAGAAAUCUAAGUGACCACUAUAAAAUAGCACUCGUGUGUAUAAAAUAGUUUGAGAAAAAGGAAGGACUCCA
Molecule: messenger RNA, 3000 nt
Organism: Sciurus carolinensis (gray squirrel)
Lineage: Eukaryota; Metazoa; Chordata; Mammalia; Rodentia; Sciuridae
Gene: Slc16a7
Product: solute carrier family 16 member 7
Exons: 9
Coding region: 781-2232 (483 amino acids)
Biological process (GO): monocarboxylic acid transport; transmembrane transport
Cellular component (GO): membrane
Molecular function (GO): monocarboxylic acid transmembrane transporter activity
Source: RefSeq, a predicted model, not a curated record